Molecule: messenger RNA, 1418 nt
Organism: Coccinella septempunctata (seven-spotted ladybird)
Lineage: Eukaryota; Metazoa; Arthropoda; Insecta; Coleoptera; Coccinellidae
Product: major royal jelly protein 1-like
Exons: 7
Coding region: 191-1369 (392 amino acids)
Cellular component (GO): extracellular region
Source: RefSeq, a predicted model, not a curated record
CGUUCCCCAAGAGGGGGUAGAGAAAGCACUUAGAUACUGAAUUACAUGUAUAUUCAGAUAAGUGAAACAUUAAACGGAUAUUUCAAAUCGAAAGGUUCUGAUUGAUCGCGAACACGCCUCUAGUGUUCUAAGAAUUGCCGGAUCUUUUUGUGCGACAGUGGUUACAUUCAAGAACAUUUUUUGGGAUACCAUGAUGGAAAAAUUAAUGGUCUUAAUGACACUUGUACUUAGUACCCAUGCCCUGGAUUUGAAUAUUGUGAAUCAAUGGAAUUUCCUUGAUUUCAACCUUCCUUAUAAUUAUAGAGGAUUAGGUACAUUCAGACCCGAAAAUACAGUGUUCACUGGGUUAGAGAUAACCCGUGAUCGAUAUUUUUUGGCUAUGCCACGUCUAAGGUCCGGAGUUCCAGCAACACUUGCAACAAUUCCACGCAAUACUCCUCCUGGUUCAAGUCCUAUAUUGCAGGCUUAUCCGGAUUGGUCUUUUCAUUCUGCUGGUACUGGUAAUGUUAGUAGCUGUUCAGAACUUGUCUCUGUCUACAGGAUCAGACAAGAUUCCUGCGAUAGACUUUGGGUCUUGGAUUCUGGUGUGAUGACGUCCUUGGAAGACUUUAGACCAGUGUGUCCACCUAAAAUCAUGAUUUUUGAUCUACGCACCGACCGUGUUGUUCGCACUGUUGUCUUUCCAAGGCAAGUCCUGAGACCUAAUUCUCUGCUGACAAAUCUGGUGAUAGACGAGAGCUUGCAGGGUGCUUGUGACAAGGCGUUCGUCUACAUUUCCGAUACUGCUUCUCCUGGUAUCGUUGUAUAUAAUUCUGCCCAAGAUACAGCAUGGCGACUGAUUCAUCCAACAAUGUAUCCAGACCCUGAUUUCUCCGAUUACACCAUACAAGGAGAAACGUUCACACUGAUGGAUGGAGUUGUAGGACUGGCAUUCUCGCCCAAACUUGCUACCUUAUACUUCCAACCAUUAGCAACUGAUAGAAUCUACAGUAUUCGAACUUCUGCCCUAACAAAAGGACCACCAGCCGAAAAUGAAGCAUUACCCAUUGAAGUUGUAGGAAAGAAGGCAUCACAGGGUCUCGGUUUGACAGUUGAUGAACGAGAUGACACUCUUUAUUUCAGUCCCCUCACUGAAACCUCUCUUGCAACAUGGAAUCCCAUUAGCAACAAACAAACCUUGGCUGCUUUCAGUCCUAAACUUCUUCAGUUUCCUGCAGAAAUCAGAUGGAGUAAUAGAGAUGGAAGUAUCUACUUAUUGUCAACACGUUUUCAGAAAUUUUUCUUGAGGAAUGUCUCCGCUGGGGAAAUAAAUUUGCGACUGAUUCAACUCCGACCGAAUUCUUAUAACAAAUACCAACAAUUUUUGUGAAUUUGACAUAUUUUGUUGAAAGUCUGAAACUUUAAAAACCAAAAAUUUU